Messenger RNA from Phytophthora nicotianae INRA-310, 1989 nucleotides. RefSeq lists its product as hypothetical. The transcript has 3 exons. Lineage: Eukaryota; Oomycota; Peronosporomycetes; Peronosporales; Peronosporaceae. Gene Ontology annotation, molecular function: zinc ion binding. The record is from RefSeq and is a predicted model, not a curated record. The coding region runs from base 1 to 1989 and encodes 662 amino acids.
AUGGUGUACGCUGCGACAGAAGAUCAGUACAACGAAGCCAACGCGUCUCUGAAGGGUAUAUGCAACCGAUGUGGAUUGGAAGGAUUUUACGAAUACUUUCUGAAGAAUUGGGAUUCAUCUCGUGAGCGCUGGGUUUACUUUCUGAGAGCCAAGCUACCUCACUUCUCGAACCACACGAAUAAACGACUCGAAGCCUUUUUUGGGAAGUUAAAAGAGGGUGUAGAUGGAUCUAUGAGCAUGGCUAUGUGUGUUAAAGCUCUGAUUGCGUACGAUCGUCGCAAACAAAAUGAGUACGAGUACCGCUUGGCUCGCAUCGGUCAGUUCGUAAACUCCAACUACGAUGAAGAAAUGCAGAACAUUCUCCGGUUUACGACUCAUUUCGUUGCUCAACAUAUCGAGCGACAGUAUGCAGCUGGUGUUGCUAAGUCCGAGCGAUACAACUGCGAGGAAGACGGGCAAGACGCACGCGUUGUUCUGGUGCGUGGUUUGUUUCAAGAACACAGACUCCGCGUCGAUGAUUGGAGUUGUGACUGCGAUUUUGUGGCGUCGAUGUGUCUGCCUUGCCGCCACGCUAUUGCUUACAGGAAACAUGUCGGUUUUCGUGGUCCUCUUAUCCCGUGGAGCCGCAUCGACCAGAGGUGGACUACUUCGACACAGAAAUUGAAGAAGGUUAAACAGUUUGUGUACGAGAGGUUUUCCAGUUCUGUAGUCGGCAGCACCGCCGCAAAGGUCAGAACCCAUUCGGACCGGUACAGGGAGGCUGUCCGGGCUACACACCUAAUAGCCAACGAGAUGGCCGACAUCGAAGAUGAUGCAGAAUUUGAUGACAUGUUGGAAUUUGUUAUGAACCAGUGGAGAAAUGUUAGACAGCGCAAGAUGGCAGAUCAAACCGAGGUAUGUACUCCCACACAGCGAAAGGUGGUUUCCGCGAAUGCGUCGCUCUCUGUAAUGGGAGAUGCUGUUGUUAGGAAGGAGUUUGAGAUCAGUAGCAGUUCGGACGACGAGUCGAGUUACGAUCACUAUGGGGAUGGCAAUACUUACAGAAAAGAUGACAACGCCGACAAAGACGUGAUAGCGGCAGGAUCUCAUGUGCCAAUCCGACUAAACCCAAACGCAGAAAAAGCGGCCGAAGCUGGUCGUAAGACAGCAGGGGAGGUCACUCUGCUGGCGUUGAUUGAAACCCUCAACCGAGAGCGUCCUGGCUUGGUUGAGACACAGAGGCGGCUUUCUGGCCACGCAAAAGCGGAGAAAAAGAAACCAAAGCUCAAACUCUUGAAGAAUCCUGUAUUAAUACAGGAUCCGUUCUACCUACUACCUUCCAAACUCCUCGAUGCGUGUCUGAAGGUGCUACCGGUAUCCAAUACCCCAGAAAACGCCAUUUCGAUUGAGGAAGACCAAGAUGCCCGAGUGACGAGCCCGGAUAAAGCUGUUAUGCCCCGUAACGUGGAGACAGUGGCUGUAAAGGAUGUUGGGAACUUCACCAGAAAGCAGAUAGAUACCUUUAAGCGGAUACAAAACCUUAAGGAUGCAGUGCAGAUGGGUCUAGAUCUACUCAAGUGGCUCACGGAAGAAGCAAUUCCUACGCUACCAGCUGAAUAUCAUGAGCUUGCACAGAAAAUUGCGAACGAAGUUCUGACGACGUACCCAUAUCAGCGUAUACCGGAUAUGCCGAACCAAUUCGCGUUGCUGUACAGGGCAAUACCGCCCACCUGGUUGAAUGACGGAGCUAUACGGGCGCUAUGUUGGCGACUAUCUCAAGAUUACCCCAAUUGCCGGUUUGCAGGAUUCCAAUCUGCAGUCCCGAAAACGAAGCGAACUCGGAACAAAGAUGACGGCGCGGUCGACAAAGUUGUACGCGAACAUGUUCUUGCUCAAAUUGCCAAUGAUGGAGUGGAUACGGUUCUGUUACCACUGAUUUUCGAUAACUUUCACUGGUGCUGCGUGACAGUCAAGGGCGACCCAAGCGAAUCUAUUUCUACGAUCCCCUGA